This is a messenger RNA of Phragmites australis (common reed), 1751 nucleotides long. RefSeq lists its product as uncharacterized. The record is from RefSeq and is a predicted model, not a curated record. The coding region runs from base 231 to 1502 and encodes 423 amino acids. Lineage: Eukaryota; Viridiplantae; Streptophyta; Magnoliopsida; Poales; Poaceae. Gene Ontology annotation, molecular function: protein binding. The transcript has 3 exons.
UAAGCUUCAACCUGGCCUGGCACCAAAACCUAUCCCUUCCCUCAGCGCACCCGCCGCCCCCAAAUCCCGCUCCGCCGCCCUCGCACCCAGUUCUGCCGCCCGUCCAGUUCCAUCCCUCGCUCAGCCCCAAAUCCGCCGCCUCCUCCACGACCUCCUCUGAAUCUCCUUGGGCCCGUCGCUGGGGAGCACCAACGCCGCCCGUUCUCCUCCGAUUAAUAAAAACGAUCAAGAUGGACCUGCUACCUGACGACUUGCUCGCCAACGUCCUCCGCCGCCUCCCGCCGUGCAGCCUUGCCGCGUCACGCUGCGUCCGCAAGGACUGGUGCGCCAUCAUCGACAGCCGACGCUUGCUGCGCGCCGAUCUCCUCCCUCUCCGCCUCGAUGCCUUCUUCUGCCUCGCGGACCUGCUCGAUUCCCAAAGAUAUUUCUUCGGACGCCCCUCGACAGGGCGCCGAAUCGGCGGCCGCCUCGACUUCCUGGACGAGGACGAGGGCGAUCUGCAGUGGGUCGCGGAUCACUGCAAUGGUCUGCUAUUGCUUUGGAAGGGGGUGGUUAACCCUGCCACACGACAAUGGGUGCCCUUGCCUCCCUACCCAGAACCAUGCAUCGGGAUGGAGGGCUUCUGUCAGGACUAUUUCCUUGCAUAUGAUCCCAUCGUGUCGCCGCACUACGAGGUAGUUUGUAUCCUCAGAGUUCCCGCAACAGAAGGCAACAUCAAAUUCAAGGAGGAGUCGGAGUGGCCGUCAUCGCCAUACACAACGCACGUCUUCUCGUCGAGGAAAUGGAGGUGGGAGGAGAGGUCGUUUGUCCGGGAAGGGGCGGCUGCCGGGACCAUUGCCGACAUGCGGUCUGAUUGGCGAGCACGGUACCGCCACGCCGUCUAUUUGCGGGGAGCACUUUAUGUGCAUUGCCAAAAUGAUUUUGUUAUGAGAAUAACCUUGUGGAAUGACAAGUAUGAAAUGAUUAAAUCGCCAGCAUCGAGCCAAAUGGCUGACGAUGGUGUUGUUUACUUGGGAAAAUCGGAGAAAGGGGUGUACUCUGCGUUACUUUGGGAUGAGAAUAGGUGGCCCCAGUGUCGAGUUUGGUUGCUUAAUGAAUCAUGCGGUCAGAUGGAGUGGGUUUUGAAGAGUAACAUCAGCCUUCAAGCGGUGGUGGAAAAUUUUCCUUUUGACAAUGAUGAAUACAGCAGACCAUGGAUAGUUAACUACAAAGAGGAUGUGAACGAAGCAUGGGCAGAAGAUGAAUUCGAAUGGGACUUUGACAAUGGUAUCAUCCUUCCUGAAACCAAAGAUAAUAAGGUGGGAACAUACAAUCACGAAACAGUUUUCCUCGGAUUUCAUCCUUACAAAGAGAUUGCCUUCUUUCUGGUAUCAGUCACAGUAGUAUCUUACCAUUUGAAUAGCUCAAAGGUUCAAGAGUUGGGCAUCUUAAAUGAGCAGACCGUAGUAAAGUCAUUUCCAUACACACCAUGCUGGAUGGGAGAGUUAUCUGAAAACAAUUAGCUUAUCAAAGGAAGGAGAGAGAAGAAGCUGAGCAGAGUCGUCGGGUGUGGACGAAUUGUCAUGUACAAGAAUUGUUUGUUGUUGUCAUUAUUCUCUCGAGUACAUGGAGACUUCAGACCCGGAAAAAAGUUCGCUCCCGGAUAUUUUGGAGACGACAGCUUAUCUAGCUAAAAAGAAUAACAAUUACGUUUAACAAGUAUCAUGAAGUUUUCGCACGAAGGUUAAAGUAACAGUUGGUCAAGAAAAAGA